AUGGCCGAUACUUCCAAGGAAGAUCUUCUGGAGUUGAUCAAGCGUGUCGGAGCUUUUAUCUCCCUCAAGUUUUCUGAUCUCUUUCACCAACUGGAUUCGCGGUCUGUUGGGGCAAUUGCAGGGUUAGCGUCUGCAAUAAUUUUUACUUGGAGACUAUUGCGAAGACCUAAUGCAACUCAAACAAGGCAACCUAAAAGGCAAGGCCCAACAUCUAGUGGUUCCUUUGUUGGUACUCAAGAAAGCAUAGAUGCCUCAUCCUCCAGGGUUAACAAUCCUUCAGAAGAUUCUAGAACCCAGGAUGUGAUUGACAAGUUCUUUCAGCCCGUGAAGCCAACUCUGGGGCAAAUUGUUCGGCAAAGGUUGUGUGAAGGAAGGAAGGUAACAUGUCAGUUGGUCGGAGUUAUUCUUGAGGAAAGCAGCCCUGAGGAACUGCAGAAGCAAGCAACUGUCAGGUCAUCUGUUCUAGAGGUUCUACUUGAGAUCACUAAGUUUUGUGAUCUUUAUCUUAUGGAAAGAGUGCUGGAUGAUGACAGCGAAAAGAACAUUCUUACAGCUUUAGAAGAUGCUGGAGUUUUUACGUCUGGUGGGCUAGUCAAAGAUAAGGUAGUUCUUUUCUGCAGCACAGAAAAUGGGCGAAUGUCAUUUGUAAGACAACUAGAACCCGAUUGGCACAUAGACUCCAAUCCUGAAAUUGUUACCCAGUUAGCCAGAUUCAUCAAGUAUCAGCUUCACGUCUCACCAGUCAAGCUCGAAAAGCCUGCCCCCAAUGUCUUCUCAGCAACAUCCUUGGAACAAUUCUUUGGAUGCGCCUAA
Messenger RNA from Striga hermonthica, 813 nucleotides. The record is from the annotation of a GenBank genome assembly. NCBI's taxonomy places the organism in Eukaryota, Viridiplantae, Streptophyta, Magnoliopsida, Lamiales, Orobanchaceae.